CGAACAUACUUAGAACUCAGUAAACCAUGGGACAUAAUCAGACGCCGAUGCAAACCAAACCACGAGAACAAUUUGUGCAGAUACCGAAAGAAGAACAUCACUCAGCCACAGUGAUGAACCAAACCGGUACAUUGAACCGGACAGACACCAUCAAGUGGCCUACCAUCAUCAUUUGCACCAUCUUGGUCAUAACAGGUCAAUCCAUUGUAAAACUCCUCGAGAACUACUACUACCUCCACACAAUCAACAAACCUCGAGCCACAUGGUUUCAAUCUCUCCUACAGGUCAUCGGCUUCCCCCUCCUCCGCACUCCUCUCUACAUCCACUUCUAUCCCGACCCUAGGAAACCGAACCAACUUCCUCCGUCUUCGGACCGAACCUCUCUCAGGUUCCUCACUGUACUUUACCCUGGUAUCGGCGUGGGCAUGGUGUUUCACGCAAGACUCUACACCAAAGGCAAACUCGAGAUACCCUUUAACGUUUUCACACUUAUCUACACAACGCAGCUCUUAUUCACCAUGGUCUUAUCCUUCAUCAUCAAAAAGUUUAAGUUCAAUAGAUGGAUUGUUAUCUCUCUCUUCUUUGCCAUGGCCGCUGGUGCUCUCACUCUCUCUUCUUCCUUCCCCGGAGAACCAGAGAACGAUACAGCGAAAUACCGUACAGGUGUGUUAUCAGCUAUAUUCGCUGCCUUGUCUUUCUCCUAUAUCAUUACCGGCUCUCAAAAUGUAUUCGACAACGUCAUCUCAAAACGCGACGUAGCCACCAACAGGAAGCCUAGCUUUGCCUCCGUUUUUGAGUUGAUCUUCUUCUCGUCCAUCUUACCCACCAUAGUCUUCUUGGCUGGCUUGUUUAUUACAGGGGAGCAUCAUGUUUUUAAGGCAGAAUUACGUGGGUUUUCCGAGGGGAAGAGAGCGUACAUUCUGACUAUGAUGGGUCAAGUCGGUGCGUGGCAGAUUUACUGGGUUGGGUUGGUGGGGCUUGUGUUCGCUGUCUCGAGCAUAUUCUCUAAUGUGAUCAGUGUCUGUACGUGGCCCAUCGUGUCGCUUCUUGGGGUUUUGUUCUUUGAUUCAGGGAAGGAUGAUUUGGAUUAUUACAAAGGAGCCGCAAUAGUAGCUGCAUUACUUAGCGUUGUCUCUUACUUUUAUAGGCUUCGCAUAGAGAAGAGGAACAGCUACGAGACCACCAGCUAGUUGACGUUACAAUACCUUUUCAUCUCAAUUUACUCUUUUAUUACAU
This is a messenger RNA of Eruca vesicaria subsp. sativa (arugula), 1236 nucleotides long. NCBI's taxonomy places the organism in Eukaryota, Viridiplantae, Streptophyta, Magnoliopsida, Brassicales, Brassicaceae. The record is from the annotation of a GenBank genome assembly.